AUGGUUAUUGAUUUACUAGUAAGAGCGGUUGAGGAAUCAACAAAUGAUCCACAAGUGCCAGUGUGUGCUGCUAACAAUGAAUAUAAUGGUGAUUUGAAUUUAAGGAUACUAUCUGUAUUUAUGAUAUUGAUAUCAUCGGCUAUUGGCAGUUUUGCUCCUCUAAUUUUAUCCAACACCAAAAUGUUCAAUGUACCAUCUUGGUUUUUUUUUAUUGCAAAAUUUUUUGGUUCUGGAGUUAUCAUUGCGACCUCUUUUAUCCAUCUUUUAAGCCCUGCAACUGAUGCAUUAUCAAAUGAUUGCUUAGGUCCAGGUUUUACAGAUUACCCAUGGUCCUUUGCCAUUGCUUUAAUAUCUCUUUUUGUAUUGUUUUUUGUCGAAUUAAUUGUGUAUCAUUAUAUGUCCAAGGCCGACAGACUUCUACAGUCACCUGAUGUACACUACCAUAAGCACAGCAGCAUGAAUAGCCACGGUUGCACUGAUGAUCAAUCAGAUUUAGCAAGUAAAAAGAGCAAAAAUAUUGAAAAAGUAAAUGAAGAUAUAGAAUCAUGUAAUAUAAAUGACAAUCAAGAUGAAAUCAACACCAAUUUCAAUCCAAUGUUAGGAAAGGAUCAUUUUUCACAUAAAGAUACCCAUCAAGACAGAAAUCCAAGCAAUCCACCUUUAAACAAUACUGAUGAAGGUUUUUACAAUCAAUUGGUAGCAGUUUUAUUUUUCGAGUCAGGUAUUGUAUUUCACUCAGUGUUCAUUGGUCUAUCAUUAGCUGUGGCAGGGAGUGAAUUUAAGACCCUAUUUGUCGUAUUGGUUUUCCAUCAAAUGUUUGAAGCAUUAGGUUUAGGUGCACGUCUAGUAGAAGUUGAAUGGAAAAAGGAUAAAAGAUGGAUGCCUUGGUUAUUGGCAUUAGGCUUUUCUCUUUGUACUCCAAUUGCAAUUGCAAUCGGUAUCGGUGUCAGAAAUUCAUGGACUCCUGAAUCAAAAGGCGCACUUAUAACAAAUGGUAUAUUUGAUUCAAUUUCGGCGGGUAUCUUGAUUUAUACAGGUUUAGUAGAAUUAAUUGCCCAUGAAUUUUUGUUUUCGAACCAGUUUAAAAAUCCAAAUGGCUUUAAACAGAUGAUGCUAGCUUACUUCGUUAUGUGCAUUGGUGCUGGUUUGAUGGCAUUGCUUGGGAAGUGGGCAUAA
This is a messenger RNA of Vanderwaltozyma polyspora DSM 70294, 1176 nucleotides long. RefSeq names its product high-affinity Zn(2+) transporter ZRT1 (gene ZRT1). The transcript has a single exon. Gene Ontology annotation, molecular function: low-affinity zinc ion transmembrane transporter activity. Gene Ontology annotation, cellular component: plasma membrane. The coding region runs from base 1 to 1176 and encodes 391 amino acids. The record is from RefSeq and is a predicted model, not a curated record. Lineage: Eukaryota; Fungi; Ascomycota; Saccharomycetes; Saccharomycetales; Saccharomycetaceae. Gene Ontology annotation, biological process: zinc ion import across plasma membrane.